CAUUUUUUCACUUAGUUGUCCCUUUCUGAAUUUGCAAGAAUGGUUUGUGAUCAUUGCUGUUCGGGACAAAAUGGGAUCUGCGGUUGCUGCGGGGCCUUGAGACCCCGAUACAAGAGGCUUGUCGAUAACAUCUUUCCAGAGGACCCAGAGGAUGGCCUUGUGAAAGCCAACAUGGAAAAGCUGACCUUCUAUGCGUUGUCGGCCCCAGAGAAGCUGGACCGCAUUGGGGCCUACCUGUCCGAGAGGCUGUCGCGUGAUGUGGCCCGACACAGAUAUGGGUACGUGUGCAUCGCCAUGGAGGCCUUAGACCAGCUGCUGAUGGCCUGUCACUGCCAAAGCAUCAACCUGUUCGUGGAGAGCUUCUUGAAGAUGGUGCGGAAGCUGCUGGAGGCCGACAAACCCAACCUGCAGAUCCUAGGCACCAACUCGUUCGUGAAGUUCGCCAACAUAGAGGAGGACACCCCUUCCUACCAUCGCAGCUAUGAUUUCUUCGUCUCCCGAUUCAGUGAAAUGUGCCACUCUGGCUACGAAGACCCUGACAUUCGGACAAAGAUCCGCAUUGCGGGGAUCAGGGGCCUGCAGGGUGUAGUGAGGAAGACCGUGAACGACGAGUUGCAGGCUAACAUCUGGGACCCACAGCACAUGGACAAGAUUGUACCUUCCCUGCUUUUCAACCUCCAGGAGGAGGGAGGCAAAGAGAGCCAGUCGACCGCCCCGGUGCCACUACAGGGUUCUGAGAGGGAGAAAGAGAAGGACAGCCCGGCUGAGCUAACGGAGCGCUGCUUCCGCGAGUUGCUGGGACGCGCCGGUUAUGGCAACAUCAAGAAUGCACUCACACCUGUGCUCAUGCAUCUUGACAAUCAUUCACUCUGGGAGGGCAAAACCUUUGCAUGUCGUUGCUUCAAAAUUAUUAUGUAUUCGAUCCAGUCCCAGCACUCGCACCUGGUCAUCCAGCAGCUCCUGGGCCACCUGGAUGCUAACAGUAAGAGCCCGGCCACGGUGCGAGCUGGGAUAGUGGAGGUGCUCUCUGAAGCUGCUGUCAUUGAAGCUAGUGGCUCCAUUGGUCCAACGGUCCUGGAGGUGUUCAACACUUUGCUCAGGCAGUUGCGCCUCAGCGUGGAUUACGAACUCACGGGCUUCUACGAUUCCUGUGGAUGUGCCAGCUCCAAGGUCCAAGAGCAUGAGGAGAGGCAGCUGCAGGAGGCCGUCAUCAAGACCAUCGGGUCGUUUGCCAGCAGGCUGCCUGCCUACCAAUGCUCAGAGGUCAUGCUAUUCAUAAUGGGCAAGAUUCCCAUUCCUGGGAUGAACCCUACCCUGGGCACAGCCAGCUCAACGCUGGAAAGUAGCAGAAUGAUUCAGGUCAUGCUGCUGAAGUCCUUGUUGCAGGUCACCACUGGCUUCAGGACCACCAACAUGCUGACUGCACUGCCCAGCUCCUUCCUGGAUCCGCUGCUCACCUAUACUAUGACGGAGGAUGCUGAGAUUCGCCUGCUGGUCCUGGAGAUCCUGGUCAGCCUCAUUGAUCGGCACGACAACCGGCCCAAGUUCUCCACCGUCAGCAUCAUUUCUGACAUCUCCAUCCUGAAGCUCAAGCUGGACAAGUGCUCUCGGCAAGACAACCUGUUCAUGAAUAAGCACUCCCAGCGCCUGUACCGCCACAUUUUCUUCUCCUGCAAAGAGGAGAACAGUACCCAGCCACACUUUGAGGCACUGUAUGCUCUGCUGGCACUUCUCAGCAUGGAGCUGGCCAACGAAGAGGUGGUGGUGGACCUCAUCCGCCUGGCACUGGCCCUGCAGGACCUUGCCCUGACCAAUGAGGAGACACUCCCUACAUACAACCGCUGUGCCGUGCAUGCCCUCUCUGCUGCCUACCUGAACCUCAUCAGCCAGCUAACCACUGUGCCCACGUUCUGCCAGCAUGUUAAUGAGGUGAUUGAGACGCGGCAGAAAGAGACUCCUUUUCUGCUGCCUGAGAACGUGUUCACAGAAGAAUCGCGAAUCCCUAACAGCUUGGAGAAUUUGGAAGAAGGGGUACUUUUUCUCCAGUCGAAAAUCACAGAGGUGCUCCGAGGGAGUGGUUACAACACGGAGAGACUGGACAUCCCGUACAUCCCGGAGUCGACUGAUGAGGACAGGCUCUCAAAGAGGAAGAGCAUCGGGGACACGGUUUCCCUGCAACUGGAGAUGGAGUCCAGGAACAGCCCAGAGAAACAGGAGAGAACUCCUGCAGAGGAAAUCACAUUUGAAAUUUUGAAGAAAGCCAUCGUGAACAGUGUUGGUAUGGAAGAACUGGAACGAGAACGGCGAAAGCAGGUAGUCGAGAAGUUCCAGAAAGCCCCCUUUGAGGAAAUAGCUGCUCACUGUGGUGCCAGGGCUACGUCACUGCAGAGCAAGCUUAACCAGAUCUUUGAGAUCACCAUUAGGCCUCCUCCCAGCCCCUCCGGCACCGCUGCAGGGAGCCACGGGCAGCUCCAGAGCCGUUCUGUGCCAGUGUAUGAGAUGAAGUUCCCUGACCUCUGUGUCUACUAAUGUUUACGGCAGUGAGACCCCCAGCCAGGAGGUCGGGAUGGAGCCAGCAGGUGAUGCAUGUGUCCGGAGAAUUAAAAAAGAGAACAUUCCUCCUUCUUUACCCUUUGUUGCACUGCCGAUCAGCAGCUUGCAUUUCUCUAUACAUUCCUCUUUACACCGUGUCAAACAUACAGGGAAGUCCACAAUAAUCCGACAGUCCUUUCUCCUAAAAACACAGUAAUACUUGUUAUACUGGUAACACGGGAAUAUAUAACA
This is a messenger RNA of Scleropages formosus (Asian bonytongue), 2784 nucleotides long. It is a transcript of the gene efr3ba, whose product is annotated as EFR3 homolog Ba (S. cerevisiae). The coding region runs from base 40 to 2529 and encodes 829 amino acids. Gene Ontology annotation, cellular component: plasma membrane. Gene Ontology annotation, biological process: protein localization to plasma membrane. The transcript is spliced from 23 exons. The record is from RefSeq and is a predicted model, not a curated record. NCBI's taxonomy places the organism in Eukaryota, Metazoa, Chordata, Actinopteri, Osteoglossiformes, Osteoglossidae.